This is a messenger RNA of Paramuricea clavata, 5275 nucleotides long. NCBI's taxonomy places the organism in Eukaryota, Metazoa, Cnidaria, Anthozoa, Malacalcyonacea, Plexauridae. The record is from the annotation of a GenBank genome assembly.
AGGUGUGGUGGGUUUAAAUAACAUCAAAGAAAACGAUUACCUUAAUGUAGUUCUGCAGGUCGGUUGCUGUCUCCUUAAUCAUCAGUUUCCAAAAUAAUUCAAAUUCAAACUUAUCUCUUCUUUAUCUAUUCCAGGCAAUGUCAUUUGCCCCCACAAUUCGCGAUUUCUUUCUACGUGAAGAGAACUACAAAGACAUCAAAAUGCCUUCAGGAGAUAUUUCGUUUAUUUUAGGUAUUUUUAUUCCACUGACGUAAUUUACAGGGUGUAGUGGUUUACUACUGAAGUUUCUCUAUUCUAUGUUACUAGCGCAAAGAUUUGGUGAAUUAUUGCGAAAAUUAUGGAAUCCAAGAAAUUUUAAGGCCCAUGUCAGUCCUCAUGAAAUGCUUCAGGUGUUGCUUUUAUUCUUUCUAAUAACGUAUUUAGUAUCGAUGAUUUAUCGAGGUAAAAUCUUGUAGCCUUAAAGUAGCCGAAUUAUGAGUAGGUAUACUGUAUAUAUACAGUAAUAAAAUUGUUAAAAUAAUUACAUGUACAGUGUAUCUAUCUGUACAAAUGAAUGAAUGAAUAACAAUAUUUAUUGAGAGUGGACAUCAAUCUAACACUAAAAUGUUAAUGAGGGUGGCCCUCAGAAAAAUGGUUCCAGCACUGGUGGUAUCGUGGUUAUACCACGCUUUGGCCUUUCAAGUUGGGAGACCUGGGUUCAGUCCUUGGUCGGACCUCUACUAAAGGUCUUAAAAUAAUUGAGGAGAAAGAGCUACCUUGACAUUGACAUCAGUAAAUGGUUAGACUUUCGCGUCUUCUCGGAUAAGGACGUUAAAAUCGUAGAUACCUCGGAUCCCUAUCAAUUGGCCAAUAGCCUCGGUUGGGAAAUCCGCUCACCAAUGAGUGCAUGAGGAACUCAGUGAAACAUUUCAUUUGUUUAGGCUGUCGUAUUGUGCAGUAAAAAGAAAUUUCAAUUCACCGAACAAGGUAUGGGCACGAAACAAUCUUCAGUUAGAAAAUAUACAUAACUUCUGACUGAAGCAACCUCCAAAUGAAUUUUUAAAGACUAUCAAAGUCUCUGUGAUCACAGUAGGAAUUUUGCACAGGUAAGUUCAACGUUUUGAAGAAGUUGUAAGAAAUGUUUGAGAGAACAGACUCGCUGUUUAACACUGAGUCAGUUUCCUCAAACAUUUCUUACAAAUUCUUCAAAACUUAGAAUUUACCUAUGCAAAAUUCCUACUUUGAUUGUGUAAACUGUAGCCUUAACGUGCUCUAUACAGCGAGUAGUACACCAUAUAUAUUGUGCUUGUAGGUGAUCCUGUCGAGUUUCUCUCAUGGUUUUUAAAUGCGCUACAUUCCAUUCUCAAGAGAGAUUCCAAAUCAGGAAAAUCAAGUUCGUAUAUUAAAUUUUCAUUGGAAACGCAUUGCUGAUUAAUCAGUUAUACUAUUACAGUAAAAUAUAUCAAUCACUAUAAUCUUGCAGGUAUUAUAAGAAAUAUCUUCCAAGGAAAAAUGCGAAUUACCAGCAGAAAACUCCCGCCAACAGAGGUGAGAUCUUAUUAUCAUUGAAUACUAUCAUAGUUAGUUGACAACCAAUUUGAAAAAUCAACAAUCGACAAACUAUUUUGACCAAAUAUUUUCCACUUUCACCAACUUUUUGAACUUCAAAAUUAUUGGGGGGGGGGGGGGGGUUACACCCCUUAGUAGCAACGUCCUGACACUGUAUAUUAUUUAGUUGCAAUAUAUCUCGCACUCACCUUUCUACAUGACACUGUAGGACGACGAGACUGCAAAGAAAGAAGUGAAGAGACCCGAGUCAGAUGAAGAAUAUAAAGAAACUGUAACAGAGAGUCCGUUCUGGUACCUCUCUCUGGACACACCACCUGCACCACUGUUUAAGGUAACCAUCAAACAUUAUAGUAUGGUACGGUGUUGGUGACAGUGGGAGAAGGACCAUUAGACGUUUCUACCAUGCGACAUCUGUGACUCAUGGGAGUUCAAUUCCUGCAGUAUGCAGUCGUCUUAUUAAUUUCGCUUCAGUCAAAUGUUCUGGUUUUCUGAACACACUAAAGUCCCGGUCAAACGAGAACAAGAGUUGCAUGAGAGUUGAUGAGAUUUGAGGGGGGUUUAAUGCAAGAACGGUACAUUUCAUGACUUCUUAAUUCUUUUUUGUUCUUAUAGGAUGAAAUGCAACAAAAUAUAAUUCCACAGGUAAAGUGCAGGACUUACCUUUCUCUUCGCUAUUAUUUGUCCGUAUUCUGCCCACUGCAGAUCGGUACUACUACUAAUCAAUGAUUCAACCAAAAGUGUAAGAGUAACACUGAUAGUCGUAAUGUUACCACUUUCUUUUUGGAUUAGGUUUCCAUUUUUGCAUUGCUCAACAAAUUUGAUGGAAUAACGGAAAAAGUAAGAUACGUCGAUUAGUUAUUCAAGUAAUUGUCGUAGUCUAUGGAGGAUCACUGCCCAGCAAAGAUCGUGCUCUACGUAGAGUUGUCCUCUAGCUAUCAUGACAUACAUGUAGAUGCUCCAAGGAAACGGUGCAAAGACUGUCUGAAGGCAUGUUACAUUGAUCGCAUGGCUGUAUGGAGACACCAUACAUCAGGCUGUCGAGGAAACAUUAACAAAAAGAGAAGAACCCAAUCUUGUACCCAGAUACAAGAACCGCAAAACACCAGCACCCAGUCCAGACUUUCGUCAGCACUCGCUGUGGUCGAGUCUGCUUAUACUGCAUUGGACUCCUCAGCCAGCAACCAGCUUACCGUACUUCCUAUCUAGAUCUUCAUUUGCGAAGCCAAGUCAUGAAAACUUAGUGUACAACCAAUUUUGUUUUUGUAUAACCAAAUUUAUCAGUUUAAUACGAAGAAAGAGUCACAUACAUACUACUUAAAAUACCUACUAUUAAUUGGUAGGAGUAAAAUAUAUAGAUAAUUUAAAUUGAUCACCAUAUUUUAGGAAUACAAAACAUACAAAGAAACGUUUGUGAAGAAAUUUCAGUUGACCAAACUGCCACCUUACCUAAUCAUUGUCGUCAAGGUAAUUGAGGUUUCUUGCUGUACUGGUACCUAAUGUCUAACAUGCAUAGUGUAUAUGGCUUGUAUAAUUUUUAUUGCAACUUUUAAAUGUUCUCGAGUAAGUCCAAACCGCGCAAGUAGAAAAUUCUGCCUGCCGUGGUUGAAGUUUCACUCGAGAACAUUUCUACCCAUUAUAUUACCGAGUGAACAAUAUCACAUGUAACUUUUAUUGUAGAGAUUUACAAAGAACAUAUUUUUUGUUGAGAAAAAUCCCACAGUUGUCAACUUUCCCGUCAAGUAAGUUGAAUGCAAAUUCUCUACAAUAUAAGAUGUGGAUUUACAGCUGAUAACCAAUUACAGUAGCAUUCUAUCCUAAUGGCGAUCAGCUAUAACAUCUAGAAUGCUACUUUUACUGGACCUUAGACUACGACAUAGUCUCUGUGUGUAAUGUGAUAAGUGCCAAACACACCCACGAGCGUCUGUGACGUAGGCUAACUGGACCUCCACAUUUGAGAUUUCUACGAAUUUAACCAAUUUACUACAAAUUGUGUGUAUUUUAGAGAUGUGGAUAUGGCGGAAUAUCUAGCUCCUGAAUGCGUGAAAGAUAAUCCAAAUACGUCUUAUGAUCUUAUCGCAAAUAUCUGCUACGAAGGGCAGACAGGUUGGAUAUUUUCUAGUGUAGCAUAGCAGUAGAUCUCUCCCCAGUAUAGGUCUGUAAGUUGGUCGGAACGUAGGUAUAAGUUGUUGGUCCUAGCCAUGUAAUUUGGUUGGUGUGUAAUUAUGUUGGGGGUGGGGGUUAGUUACACCCCCUCACUCCACCCUCCAGUAGCAACAUCCCAGGAGGUUAGUAAAUUGAUACAAGCAUUAUUUUGACAUUUCAGAGGCAGAAGGCAAAAUCAGCAAGAACUAUCGAGUCCAUGUUUUCCACAAGGUAAGUAUUUCACAAUUAACUACCUACACUGGACCACCAGAUGUGAGAUAUAAUUUAUUAUUGCUCGUAGGGUGCGGAUCAGUGGUAUGAACUGCAAGAUCUACAUGUCAAAGAAAUACUACCACAGAUGAUCACACUAUCUGAUUCUUAUAUUCAGGUAAUUACCUAACCAUGUAUAUAAUUGCGGAUGCUUUGGGGCCUGUGGUCAUGUGCAGCACUGCUACAGUUGCCGAGAAUUGACCACAAAUCCAGUUGAAAAUACCAUCUCCAAAAACCAUCUGCAUUUAAUUAUAUUGAACAAGUGUCCAAAAUCUUGUUUUGAAACCUCUAUUUUUCUCUGUUUAGAUCUAUGAACUACAGAAAAGCUGAUGUCGGAUUACAAAGUUGUAGUAUUUCCGAUCCAUACAGUAGAUCAGAAUUGCUUUCGCCCUUUGCAAUGCUAAUACGUGUACAAAUGAACUUGUGUGUCUUGUGAAUAAAUAUUUCUAAACAGUAGUUUGUUAUCUUUUCUGUUAAUUAGUAAUAUUUCUACAGCUUCAAUAUGAGACAAUUUAACAAUGAACUGAGUGUUUUCUGAUAAAGCAAUGGAUUUUGAGCAAAGUGCCUUUGUCAUGGGUAGCCUUCCUGAUUCUUUAUACAAUAGUGAUUUUUGUGACCUUUAUAGCAAAAACGGUCUUCAGAGAAAAGAGAUUACUAUGUUUUUUCAAAAACUGGAGGGCAGUUUUUAGCACCCAUGACACAACUUUAUCUAUUAGUGACAAAGUUACUGCUAACUUUUUUGACAAAGGUCCUUUGCUCAAAACAAUGAAAUCCUAGCUCAUUUUUAUCAGACUGCUGUGUAUUUAUGAGUAUGAAGACAAAAUUGUCUAGAAACUUGAUUAAUUAAAAGCUACCAUUCCCUAAUCCUACCAAGUAUGAUCAAAUUUGCAAUAGCACAGAUAUUCUGUGACCCGACAAGUACCUGUUCCCAAAAUGGCAUGCCCCUAAUCUUCCAAUAUUUUGUGUCAAACUCGACAAAAACCGUCACUAUGACCAACAUCCACGCCACCAGCCGAGCGAAGUAUGGGACCUGUAAUCCCCCGUAAAGCAUAAUUCCGCAUAGAAUGAAUAAAAUUAUUAAACACGUUGUCACCAACCGUCCCAGAGGUAGAUGCGAGAUGUGGACGGCACGAUCCGCAGGACUUGCCCAUAACAGGUAGCCAUUAAAAAUGGCAUAAAAGGCUUGUGUUUGUCGGCCAAGUUGAAGUAACGAUGGGCGUAGGUUUGGUGAUUUUUUGCUGUCGACAAGACCCCCAGCUACUAAUAGGUAUCCACCAGCGAUAGCAACAUUUCUUGCGAAUAUUUUAAUCUGUCA